AUGGUCGACCGAAUGGUUAUCGAAAAAGCACUGGUGUCAUCGCGCGCGACCCAGGUUGACGAAACCACAACGCUGGUUACUCUCGUAGGCGAGAGGGAGGACGCGUCGCACAGCGGAGUCGGCGUGGUGCGACGAGAGACUCUUCUGUUGGCGGGCGACGGGAGAUUAGCGACGCCAGCACAGCCAUCCGUAUCCGCCGCAUCAUUACUAGCAGCAGGGGGAGGGGGAGGACUGGGAGAAGAAUCAGGUGCAAGCAUAGCAGCCAGUGCGGCAGCGGGCGUACCUGCAGUGGCAUCUGCAGGGGAAGGCGAGGGCGUGGGAGCGAGGGGGGGUGGUUCGCUUGAGGAACCGCAUGGGGGGGCGGAGGGAGAGGCCGAGGCGGCUUCCUUUACCAGGUCCAAGCGCAGGGAACGAAGGAAGAAACGGAGUCGAGGGGUGAAGAGAGAGAAGGCGAGCAGCAGAGGCAAACUGGGCUACAGCCACAGCAGGAAGACGCUUGCAACAGCAACCGAUGCUGAGUCAUCAGACAUUCUCGUGGUGUCAGCAGACUCUAGCGCUGAGUCAGCAGACACGACCACUGACUCAUCAAACACAAGCACUGAGUCAGCAGACUCAACCGCAGAGUCAGCAGACUCUCUCGAACCCACUGCUCAGGUGGACAUAGGCGGCCCCGGGUGGUAUACCACCAGCCAGUUCGCCCUGGAGCGGCUGUUCCACGUGCGGCUGCAGCAGUACCCGUGCCUCACCCCCCACCGUGCUGCAGCACAGCUGGUGUAUGUGCCCUACUACCCCGGCUACGAUGUCAAGCGCCACCUCUCCUCCGCGCCCAACUGCUCCGUUACCGACGCCCUGGGCCUCGCUGCACUGGAUGCUGCCUUUACUGCUCACGGGAGUGGUGCUGGUGGCGGCGGUGAUAGUGGUGGCGGUGGUGGGGAUGGGGAUGGGGAUGGGGGUGGGGAUAGUGGCAGUAGUGGUGGUGAUGCGGCGUCCGCCUCACCUCCGCUCCUCCUCCUGCUCGGCCACAUUGCCAUGGAGUUUUUCCGCUUCCCCUACCAGACCUGCCCCGGGCCAGGCUCGGCGCUUCUUCGGGACCCACGGCUGGUUCGGCAGGGCAACGCUGUGAUAGUGGGGAUAGAGGCGUACCCUGAAGGUGUUCCUCUUGGGGAAGCGGAGGGUGAUGAUGAUGAUGGUGAUGGUGAUGAUGAUGGUGAUGGAGAUGGUGAUGGUGAUGGUGGCAGUGAUGGUGGCAGUGAUGGUGGCAGUGAUGGUGGCAGUGAUGGUGGCAGUGAUGGUGGCAGUGAUGGUGGCAGUGAUGGUGGCAGUGAUGGUGGCAGUGAUGGUGGCAGUGAUGGUGGCAGUGAUGGUGGCAGUGAUGGUGGCAGUGAUGGUGGCAGUGAUGGUGGCAAUGAGGGGGAUCGAGUUGAGGAGAUUUGGAAGAAGCUGAAGAAUCAGGUGUAUGGGGAGGAGGAGAGUAAAGGUGGGAAGAAGAUUGGUGAGGAGAAACUAGGGGAGGAGAGGGAUGAUGGGGAGGAGAGGGAUGAUGGGGAGGAGAGGGAUGAUGGGGAGGAGAGGAAUGAUGGGGAGGAGAGGGAUGAUGGGGAGGAGAGGGAUGAUGGGGAGGAGAGGGAUGAUGGGGAGGAGAGGGAUGAUGGGGAGGAGGAGGGAUCGGAUAUGGAGGAGGUGGUGAGAAAGGAGACUGUGAAAGGGACAGAGGAGAAAAGGAAGGUGGAGGAAGAGGGAGGUGAGGGAGAUGAUGGUGAUGCCGAUGCCGAGGAGAAGGAGGCGACGCAGGGAGAAAAAGGGAGGGACAGGCAGAGGGGAGACGAGGAAGAGGGGGAAACGGAGGGGGACAAAGAAGAGGAGGAGGUGGAGGAUGUUGUGAGGCAGGUGUGGGAGAAGCUGCAGAGGAAGGUGUUGGGUGAUACAGAUGAGGGGGUGGGUGAGACGGAGAGACAAGAGAAAGAGGAAGAGGAAGAGGAAAAGGACAAGGGAGGGGAAGAGGAAAAGGAAAAGGGAGAGGAAGAGGAAAAGGACAAGGGAGAGGAAGAGGAAAAGGACAAGGGAGAGGAAAAGGAAGAGGAAGUGGAAGGGGAAAAGGAUGCGGGAGACGAAGACGAAGAGGAAGGGAUAGGGGAGGGUGAGAAGAAGAGAAGGGGUUUGGAGGGAGAGAGUAAAGUAAAGGAGGCGAAAGGGGAGGGUGAGGAGGAGGAAGAGGAUGAAGAUGGUGUAAAGCGAGCUUGGUUGAAGCUGCAGAGAGAGGUGUUGGGUGAUACCGACGAUGAUGGGGUGGGCGAGAGCAUGGACCGAAAGGAGAGAGGAGGAGCGCAAGUGGCGGAUGAGGAAGGGGGAAAGGAAGAGGGGGAAGAGGAAGGAGGAGAGGAGGAGGGGGAAGAUGAGGAUGAGAUGAAGAAAAUGGGGGAAGUAGAGGGAGAGGACGACAGGGACGUGAAGGAGCGGCUCAGUGCAAGCGAGCAGGGAGGGGAGGGCAAGGCGGCAGAGGGCAGCAGUGGUGAGAAGCGGGCAGGGCAGGUCGAGGAGGUGGUGGGAGAAGGAGAGGGAGGCGAGCAAGAGGAGAGCAAGGGAGAGGAAGUAGCAGAAGAGGGAGAUGGGGAGGAGGGAGAAAGAGAGAGGGAUGCAGGAGGAAACAAAGGAGACAUGGAAGAGGGUGUAGAAGAGGAGGAUGAGGAAGAAGUGGAGAGCAGAGAGAGAAAAGCAAGCAAGGGGGAGAAGACGGCUGCUUCAGCAGGGCCCACCUUGCAGCACAGAGGGAAGGUGAAAAGGAGAGCCCUUGGAAGGGAAGGAGGGGGGCGGCGGGAAGAAGGUGGUGGGAGUGAGGCUCAGAGGAGGAAGAACGGCAGAGGGGGGUUGAGGGAGAGAGGGGCGGGAGACAUGGGAGCGGAGAGUGACUCGCUCUUCUGCCUGCAGCCCUGGGGGGACAGCCCCACCCGCCGCUCCUUCUUCGACGCCAUGCUCGCAGGGUGCAUCCCCGUGGUCUUCUCCGAUUGGUCGGUGCAACGGCAGUUCCCUUGGCACUUGCCGGUGCAUGAAGUGGAGCGGAUCGAGUUUGAGGUCGGGGCUUCUGGGGAUGCUGUGUCUGUGUCAUCGUCCCGCUCUCGCUCGUCCCGCUCUCCCCGCAACGCGCCUUUCUACGUCUUCAUUCCAGCCGAAGCCAUUUUGAACGGCUCUGCCAACCUGUCUGCCCUUCUCUCCUCUUUUCCUCCUUAUAAAGUGACUCGCAUGAGGCACAGAAUCAUGCAGCUGCUGCCUCGGCUGCUGUACAGGCGAACGGGGGACGAGGAUGGGGUGGUGAGGAGGGUGAUAAAGAGCGACAGAGGUGAAAGCAAAGAGCAGGAAGAGGAAGAGGGGCUGUCAUGGGGGGGUGAAGGGGAGGCAGGCACAAAUGAGCUAGUGAAUGCUGAUGCCGGUAACGAUGACACAUUCAAAGAUGCUUUUGAUGUGAUUAUAGAGCGGGCUCUUAGCCAUGCUCUUGAGCUGGCCUGGGCUGCACAAGUAGCGGACGAGGAGUGA
Messenger RNA from Closterium sp. NIES-65, 3528 nucleotides. NCBI's taxonomy places the organism in Eukaryota, Viridiplantae, Streptophyta, Zygnematophyceae, Desmidiales, Closteriaceae. The record is from the annotation of a GenBank genome assembly.